AUGGAUACGAAGUUCGAACUCUUUGAUGAUGGCAAGUCCGAUUUUAAUGCACCUCCAUCAUACGAUGCAGUUUCCAUGUCCUCGAUAUCAACAGAUUCCGUCCAAUGCAGACCGCCACCUGUAUUUUCCAAGGAACAGACUAAGCAGAUACGUACCACCGUUCUAUCUCUCAUCCGUGAUAUGGUCACCGCACCGGAUUUCAUCCCUUCCUCUGUCGGCCCAAUUAUCGAUGCCUGCGCUACUUCUCUCCCAGCUGCAGAGCUCACAGCUCUUCUUCAAGAAUCCAAUAUUGCCGGUCAUACACCCUUGUAUUGGGCAGUCGUGAAUAAUCGACCAGAAGCUCUUUCAGCCUUCUCUAAAUUCAUCACCAUAUACACGUGUGAUUCCCUUGACGACAUACGUCUAGCAUGUAUGGCAACUAGCAACCAUGCAUGGUUUACGUCGCUGAAAUUGACAUCCGCUUUUCGUUAUAGGAAGGACGGGCGUUUGACUCGAUCUUUAGGUUAUCCGACAGAUGAAAUCCAGAAACGCAUGCGUGUUGCACAGGAAAUAUACGUGGAAUUGAUUGCACAAGGACGCAUAUGGAGCUUGCUCUUCUAUAUGGGUGUCGAUGCAAGGUGGCGCGUCGGCCUUGGGCUUGCUAAGGGUAGCUUGCCGGCGCGUCCAAAAGCUCUACUUAAGGUCAAGGCCCAGAACGAGAAAUCUGCAGAUCUGCAGAUACACUUCGAACCAAAGAAGGAUCAUUUUCUUGUACCUGAGGGCGAUAUCAUAUAUACAGACUCCGAUGGUGCCCUGCAAGCAACGUUGGAGGAGUCCGUGGAGGAUGCAGCUGAAGGAUGGUCAGAUAUGUCUAGUUACGGUCUCACUCUUUUUUUUAAAGUAUCACCCGUUGGAGCGACAUUUCUAGCCAAUUCAUACAGAAUUACUGCUUCCGGUUACCCUACAACUUGCUUGGCAUUGGAUUACUUCAUGUCGGAUAUCCAACCAGCUCACCACACAAAACACCUGCCUGUUCUUGCAUAUCCGUUUAAUAGUGUGGCAUUCCAUCUUGUCCAGCGAGAUGACGGUGCAAGCAACGGGACUGCUUUGUGGCUUGGUGCCCAAGUCCUAUCCGUCUACCUAUCUGCCGAAUUCAAGGGCAAAUCCAGGAAGACCAUUGAGACUGGAACAGAUAAUGAUGCUUCGGUUCUAUACGAUACAGCACGCCCCAAGGCCGUAGAAUUGGGCAGCGGGAUCGGCCUCAUGGCUCUUGCGCUCGCAUCUCUGGGAUAUGAUGUCCUUGCUACAGAUACCAUGCAAAUCUGUGCAUCCGUUCUGCGUUCCAACGUCAAUGCCAAUGCGCAUCUCGUCCCUGGACGUGUCCAUGUACGUGAACUGGACUGGGGUGUCGACCCUACAGGAUGGAUAUGGGACGAUCCUGUAUCGAUCACAUCGCCAGCACCUUCAGGUUUGCCAAGGGGCGGUGACAGCCGCGAUUUCCUCGCCCCGCCAUUUGAUCUGAUUGUGUCGAGCGAUACGAUCUAUGAUACGGCACUUGUUGCUCCUCUAUUCGAGACGAUUCGUGCGCUUUCUGCUCUUUCAUCUGCUUCCGUUCUCUCCCCGUCAUAUUCACUUUCCGGUAUCGAAGUACCACCUGCACCCCCUUCCAAAUCCCCUGGAAUUCCAACCUGCAAGCCUCCGGUCAUCUACCUUGCUGUUGAGAGGCGCGACCCAACAUUCGUCACGGCCGCAUUUAGACGUGCUAGUGAGGAGUGGGGACUUUUGUUCCAGCGCGUCCCCGAGAAGAGGCUAAGGCGUGCCGGUGUUGGUGUAGGGUGGGACGCUGGGGAAUGGGAGGGCGUAGAGGUGUGGCGUGGAAGGUGGGAUGGGGUCACUGGGGCUGUCAAGUAA
Messenger RNA from Suillus subaureus, 1890 nucleotides. RefSeq lists its product as uncharacterized. Lineage: Eukaryota; Fungi; Basidiomycota; Agaricomycetes; Boletales; Suillaceae. The transcript has 8 exons. The coding region runs from base 1 to 1890 and encodes 629 amino acids. Gene Ontology annotation, cellular component: cytoplasm; nucleus. The record is from RefSeq and is a predicted model, not a curated record.